This is a messenger RNA of Pomacea canaliculata, 781 nucleotides long. RefSeq lists its product as uncharacterized. The record is from RefSeq and is a predicted model, not a curated record. The transcript is spliced from 5 exons. Bases 74 to 781 code for a protein of 235 amino acids. NCBI's taxonomy places the organism in Eukaryota, Metazoa, Mollusca, Gastropoda, Architaenioglossa, Ampullariidae.
CUGUGGUCAGGUCACACACGAUGGCACACAAUACGUUUGCUGUGGUUUGCAGUCUGAUAGUCUUCGUUAUGCGAUGAUAUCAAGUCAUUCAACGCAGGGAGAACUGUGGAUGGAAGACUCAAACUUCACCAACCUGUCGAUCACAGGGGACGUCCCAACUAUUUUCAAUGUAACACUCACCGUGUGCUUACGUCGUUGUCUCGCGUACAGCACGUGCAGCACGAUUUUCUACCAUCAGGAGCUGCAGGCCUGCAACGUGUGUUUGCAGCCAUGUGCAAGGACCCUGUUGCCAUACCCAGGGUUCAGGUGCUUUCGAUCAAGAAAGACCUCGAUGUGCCCUCCUCCUCCUGAACUUGCGUGGGCGUUGCCAAGUCACGCCAUUGGUUACUAUGGUGACGACAUAACUUACAGCUGUCAGCCGGGGACGGUUCAGAACGGCACGGAUACAGGGAGGCGCACUUGCAACGAAACUGGACAAUGGUCGCUGGUUUCUGGUGAAAAAGACCCUACUUGUACAGCAAACAUCAUCAUUGGAGACUGGGUGCGCGUCAAGAUCACAGCAGUGAUGACACCACACAUGGAGUAUAAAACCUUGAUUCCUGGAGCCAUCGGUUAUGUAGGAUGGAACAUUACCAGUAUUCUACUCGUUUAUUAUCCUUGGAUAUCAUGCAGCGCCACGCCUAAUGAAAAGUAUGAAAUCCUGUCGAUGUCUCAUCACGUAAGUCAUAGUGAAUCUGUUACUUGCCCCAAAAAGUCAUUUUUCUACCUACAGCUCGGUUAA